Molecule: messenger RNA, 1682 nt
Organism: Macadamia integrifolia
Lineage: Eukaryota; Viridiplantae; Streptophyta; Magnoliopsida; Proteales; Proteaceae
Exons: 1
Coding region: 305-1384 (359 amino acids)
Source: RefSeq, a predicted model, not a curated record
CAAACUUGACCAUACACGGUCAUACACCAUUUCUUCUUCUUCACUUCACUCUCCUCGCGAUCAGUUCAGAAUUCAGGCUCGAACUACAACCUUAAUCUCACUUCAGUUCAUAGAUUGAAUACUUAAAGCUUUGUUUCCCUCUUUACCAAUUUCGAUUUUUAACUUCUCUAGAACAUAGAAAUCCUUUUAAUUCUGGGUGGAUGGGCCAAGGCUCUGGCCACAUUGAUCACCAUCACCUAUUCACCCUUCUUCCUCUACUUACUCCCCUGCAUCUUUUCAGGCUUUGCAGCUCUCAGAGGUCUGAAUGGGUUGCAUUUCUUCCACUCUGUUCAAUCACGACGAUGAGUUUUCCCAGUUUGGCAGGCCUGGGCUGGGUCACCACAUCGUGUCUCUGACUUCCACCACCUAUGGCCUACUCACCCUCGACCCACCACCACCUUUAUCGCCAUCUCCCAACAACGAUGAUCUCCACCUUAACGCACCCAUCCCACCGAGGUUCGCCCUCGAUACUCUCUUCCCAAACCCUCUCCCAGAACCCAGUUCCCUUCGCUCCCAACCGGAGGUUAUCAACUCUUGGGAGCUUAUGGCUGGCCUCGACACCGCCGAGAGCUCCCGUUCCUCUCCUUCUCCUACCCCACCUUCCAUACCUUCCCCUUCCCUUUUCUCUCUCCUCCACACCGUCUCCGAGCUCGAUUCCCCGAUGCCCAGGCCUUCCAAACCCUUCUCCUUCAAACAUCACCUCAUAGACACCAACAAAGAAAACUCAAACCCUAAUCGACACCUCAGCACCGCCGCCGCAGCCGCCACCGCCGCCCCCGAUCCCGACCCAGGCAAUGUUUUCUGCAAAUACUCGCUGGAUGGGUUCGAGAGGCGAUGUCCGCCCAACGGCGAAUCCAAAGUGGUCGUUUACACGACGACGUUAAGAUGUGUUCGCCGGACUUUCGAGGCUUGUAACGCCGUUAGGGCAGCGCUCGAAGGACUUGGGGUGUUGAUAAACGAGAGGGAUGUGUCCAUGGAUCGUGGAUUCAGGGAAGAGUUGAGGGAGUUAAUGAAUGGAAAGGAUUGUACUGCCUCUGUUCUUCCCAGGGUUUUCGUUAAGGGAAGGUAUGUUGGAGGAGCCGAAGAAGUUCUGAGAAUACACGAAGAGGGUUGUUUGGGUCAGCUCCUUGAAGGUUUGCCGAUGGCCGCCAGAGUUGGAGAUCAAUGUGAGGGAUGUGGUGGUGUGAGAUUCUUGCCCUGUUUCGGUUGCAGCGGCAGCUGCAAAGUUGUAAUGGUGGUGAACGAGGAACACACUCAACCACGAGGAGAACAAGAGAGGGAAGUGGUGGUGAGAUGCCCAGAUUGCAAUGAGAAUGGUCUGGUUCUCUGUCCCAUCUGUAGCUAACUCUAUCAUCAAACUGUUUCAUUUUCAAUGUGAUUCACUAAUUUUAAUCCUUCUUCUCUGUUUCUCUCUCUGUCUUUGUUUCUGCCUUAUGUUCUUAUCUCUGUCUUUAGCUGAUCACCAAAUAAUUUUAGUUUACUUGGGUAUCCUGCAACUAAGCUGGUGAUGGCCAAUCUGGAGGAUCCAUCCAUGCUCGAUGUACAAAAACCUUUUGAGAAUGGUAAAUAUCUGCAGACUUCACAGAGUUGCUGUUCUCAGUUCUAACCUUUUAAUUCUACACAGAUCUUUAAAAUUUGACUUC